UGCAGCCCCUUCCCCGCCUGCUGGGCUAAAGAAUAUGACAGAUACCUAGCAUCUAGCAAAACGAUGGCAGCAGCUUACCUCGAUCCCAACUUGAAUCACACACCAAGUUCGAGUGCAAAGACGCAUCUCAGCAGUGGGAUGGAGCGUUCCCCGGGGACCAUGGAACGAGUCUUAAAGGUCUUUCACUACUUCGAAAACAGCAGUGAACCAACGACGUGGGCCAGCAUUAUCCGGCACGGAGAUGCUACUGAUGUCCGAGGCAUAAUUCAGAAGAUUGUGGACAGUCACAAGGUGAAAAACGUGGCCUGCUACGGGUUGCGGCUCAGUCACCUGCAGUCUGAGGAGGUUCACUGGCUGCACCUGGACAUGGGGGUGUCCAAUGUGAGAGAGAAGUUUGAACUGGCCCACCCUCCCGAGGAAUGGAAAUAUGAAUUGAGAAUCCGAUAUUUACCAAAAGGAUUUCUAAACCAGUUCACUGAGGACAAGCCAACACUAAAUUUCUUCUAUCAACAGGUGAAAAAUGACUACAUGUUGGAAAUAGCAGAUCAAGUGGACCAGGAAAUUGCUUUGAAGCUAGGUUGCCUCGAAAUCCGGAGAUCCUACGGAGAGAUGAGAGGCAAUGCAUUAGAAAAGAAGUCCAACUAUGAAGUGUUAGAGAAAGACGUUGGCUUAAGACGGUUUUUCCCGAAGAGUUUACUAGAUUCAGUAAAGGCCAAAACACUACGAAAAUUAAUCCAACAAACGUUUCGACAAUUUGCCAACCUCAACAGAGAAGAAAGCAUUUUGAAAUUCUUUGAGAUCCUCUCCCCGGUGUACAGAUUUGACAAGGAAUGCUUCAAAUGUGCCCUUGGGUCAAGCUGGAUUAUUUCGGUAGAGCUCGCGAUUGGCCCAGAAGAAGGAAUCAGUUACCUGACAGACAAGGGCGCUAACCCAACUCACCUGGCAGAUUUUAAUCAAGUGCAGACUAUUCAGUAUUCAAAUAGUGAAGACAAGGACAGAAAAGGGAUGUUACAACUCAAGAUAGCAGGUGCACCUGAGCCUCUGACAGUGACAGCCCCAUCCUUAACCAUUGCAGAGAACAUGGCUGACCUGAUAGACGGAUAUUGCCGCCUGGUGAACGGAGCCACCCAGUCCUUCAUCAUCAGGCCACAGAAAGAAGGUGAAAGAGCGUUACCAUCAAUACCCAAGCUGGCCAACAACGAGAAGCAGGGAGUGCGGGCGCACACGGUGUCCGUGUCAGAUGAAAUUAGUGGGGACGAAACAGAUGACUAUGCGGAGAUUAUAGAUGAAGAAGAUACUUACACAAUGCCCUCAAAAAGCUAUGGAAUAGAUGAAGCCAGGGAUUAUGAAAUUCAACGGGAGAGAAUUGAGCUGGGGCGCUGCAUCGGUGAAGGUCAGUUUGGAGAUGUGCACCAAGGAGUUUACAUGAGUCCAGAAAAUCCAGCUAUGGCUGUUGCAAUCAAAACCUGUAAAAACUGCACCUCAGACAGCGUUAGAGAAAAGUUCUUACAAGAAGCCUUAACGAUGCGUCAGUUUGAUCAUCCUCACAUCGUGAAGCUCAUUGGAGUUAUCACAGAAAACCCCGUUUGGAUCAUCAUGGAGCUCUGUACGCUGGGCGAGCUGAGAUCGUUUUUGCAAGUAAGAAAAUACAGCUUGGAUCUGGCCUCUUUGAUACUCUACGCAUACCAGCUUAGCACAGCACUUGCCUACUUAGAGAGCAAGAGAUUUGUACAUAGGGAUAUUGCUGCUAGAAAUGUGCUGGUGUCUGCCACUGACUGUGUGAAAUUGGGUGAUUUUGGGUUAUCCCGAUAUAUGGAAGACAGUACUUACUAUAAAGCUUCCAAGGGCAAGUUGCCCAUCAAAUGGAUGGCUCCAGAGUCAAUCAACUUCCGACGCUUUACCUCAGCUAGCGAUGUGUGGAUGUUUGGUGUGUGUAUGUGGGAGAUCCUCAUGCACGGCGUGAAGCCCUUCCAGGGGGUGAAGAACAACGACGUGAUCGGCCGCAUCGAGAAUGGCGAGCGCCUGCCCAUGCCUCCAAACUGCCCUCCCACCCUCUACAGCCUUAUGACCAAGUGCUGGGCCUACGACCCGAGCCGGCGACCCAGGUUUACUGAACUCAAAGCACAACUCAGCACAAUCCUGGAGGAGGAGAAGCUGCAGCAGGAGGAGCGGAUGCGAAUGGAGUCGCGGCGGCAGGUCACCGUGUCCUGGGACUCGGGAGGAUCCGAUGAAGCCCCUCCCAAGCCCAGCCGGCCUGGUUACCCCAGCCCAAGAUCCAGCGAGGGAUUUUAUCCGAGCCCGCAGCACAUGGUCCAGCCAAACCAUUACCAGGUGUCCAGCUAUCCGGGCUCUCAUGGGAUACCUGCCAUGGCGGGCAGCAUUUACCCCGGGCAAGCGUCGAUCCUGGACCAAAGCGAGUCCUGGAACCAUCGGCCUCAAGAAAUAUCCGCGUGGCAACCAAACGUGGAGGAUUCGGGCCCCUUGGACAUACGAGGAAUGGGGCAGAUUCUUCCCACACAUCUCAUGGAGGAGAGAUUGAUACGACAGCAGCAGGAGAUGGAAGAAGAUCAGCGUUGGCUUGAAAAAGAGGAGCGAUUCCUGAAACCCGACGUGCGGCUCUCCAGGGGCAGCAUCGACCGCGAGGAUGGAGGGCUCCAGGGCCCGACUGGUAACCAGCACAUAUACCAGCCCGUGGGUAAACCAGAUCAUGCAGCUCCACCAAAGAAGCCUCCCCGUCCUGGAGCUCCCGGGCACCUGGGCAGCCUUGCGAGCCUGAGCAGCCCUGUGGAGAGCUACAACGAGGGGGUGAAGCCGUGGAGGAUCCAGCCGCAGGAGAUCAGCCCUCCUCCCACCGCCAACCUGGACCGCUCCAACGACAAGGUCUACGAGAACGUCACCGGGCUCGUCAAGGCCGUCAUCGAGAUGUCCAGCAAGAUCCAGCCGGCGCCGCCGGAGGAGUACGUGCCCAUGGUGAAGGAGGUCGGUUUGGCGCUGAGGACUUUGCUGGCGACAGUGGAUGAGACGUUGCCCGUGCUCCCUGCGAGCACCCACCGCGAGAUCGAGAUGGCCCAGAAGCUGCUCAACUCGGACCUGGCCGAGCUCAUCAACAAGAUGAAGCUGGCGCAGCAGUACGUGAUGACGAGCCUGCAGCAGGAGUACAAGAAGCAGAUGCUGACGGCCGCGCACGCCCUGGCCGUGGACGCCAAGAACCUGCUGGAUGUUAUCGACCAGGCCAGGCUGAAGGUGAUCGCGCAGAUGAGGCCGCACUAGGCGCCGCGGGAGGAGGU
Tinamus guttatus (white-throated tinamou) is the source of this 3287-nucleotide messenger RNA. Lineage: Eukaryota; Metazoa; Chordata; Aves; Tinamiformes; Tinamidae. The record is from RefSeq and is a predicted model, not a curated record.